Molecule: messenger RNA, 3391 nt
Organism: Hypanus sabinus (Atlantic stingray)
Lineage: Eukaryota; Metazoa; Chordata; Chondrichthyes; Myliobatiformes; Dasyatidae
Product: zinc finger protein 585A-like
Exons: 3
Coding region: 1103-2743 (546 amino acids)
Source: RefSeq, a predicted model, not a curated record
CUUUGGAGAGGGCGCAGAAGAGGUUUACCAGGACACUGCCUGGAUUAGAGGGCAUGAGCUAUAACGAGAGGCUGGACAAACGUGUUGUUUUCUCCAGAGCGGCGCAGGCUGGGGUGAGACUGGAUGGACGUUUAUAACAUUACGAGAGGAAUAGAUAGAGUGGACAGACGAUAUAUUUUUCCUGGGGGUUGAAAUGUCUAAUAUAUUUAAGGCGAGAUGAGAUGUGAGCGGCAAGUUUGCUUCUUUCCACAGACUAAUGAGUAGCUGGAGUCUCUGCCUGGGGGAGGGGGGAGGUGUCGCCAAUCCUGACACGUGACCCCGUUUGCCCCUCCCAUUUAACCGCAGAUGGGCAGCAUCUGCGCGUGUUUCCGAGGCCCCGCCUCCCGAUGAUGUAACAAUCUCUUCGCGCAUGUUCACAGUCUCCGGGUGGACGGUGUUUUCCUCUCCGCUCAGAGCUGAAGUGGGUCGGCUGUGUGUUCGGGAAAGACUUUCGUCUCUUCCCUCGGGAUCACUAUCUGCGGGCCGAAGAUAUCACUUUCCCAUCGUUAAACCUGCGGUGAGAGAUUUAUUGGAAGAAAACGCAUGACUGAAGAUGAGGGAACAGCAACAAGUGAACCAGCCCGAGGAUUGAGAGCACUGACUGGAGAGAACCCAUCUGACUCGGAGUUUCCAGUGAUUCAGUCAGGAGAAAGUUUGGUUAAAAACUGGAAGGAAUAUGUCUCCAGGAACCUCAAACAAGGCACAACAAUUUUCUUGUCUCUGUCUAGAUAUUUAAGAAGUGGAGCAAGGGAUUCAAUCGACCAUCCUUCCUGCUCAGACUGUGGGGAGGGAUUCUCUUGGUCAUCUGACCAACUCGCAAGCCGGGCAUUUUACACAGGAGAGAGGCCGUUCACCCGCACAGACAGUGGGAAUCGAUUCACUCGGUCAUUUCAACUGAAGGUACAUCAGCAAGUUCACACUGGGCAAGGCCAUUCAUCUGUUCUGUGUGUGAGAAAGGAUUCUAUCGGGCAUCCCACCUGCGGACAGACCAGUCAGAUGACACUGGGCAGAGCUGGUCAUCUGCUGAAUUUCGGGGAAGGGAUUCUUUCAGUCAUCUGACCUAAUGGCACACCAGCGUGUUCACACGAGGGGGCGGCCAUUCACCUGCACAGUCUGUGGGAAGGGAUUCACUGCAUCAUCCAACCUACAGAGACAUCAGCGUGUUCACACUGGGGAGAAGCCAUUCACCUGCUCAGUCUGUGGGAAGGGAUUCACUCAGUCAUCCCACCUACAGAGUCAUCAGCGAGUUCACACUGGGGAGAAGCCGUUCACCUGCUCAGUCUGUGGGAAGGGAUUCUCUCAGUCAUCCAACCUACAGAAUCAUCAGCGAGUUCACACUGGGGAGAAGCCGUUCACCUGUUCAGAAUGUGGGAUAGGAUUCACUCAGUCAUCCCAACUACUGGCACAUCAGUCAGUUCAUAAUGGUGAGUGGCCAUUCACCUGCUCAGUCUGUGGGAAGGGAUUCACUCAGUCAUCCAACCUACAGAGUCAUCAGCGAGUUCACACUCGGGAGAAGCCAUUCACCUGCUCAGUCUGUGGGAAGGGAUUCACUCAGUCAUCCCAACUACAGAAUCAUCAGCGAGUUCACACUGGGGAGUGGCCGUUCACCUGCUCAGAAUGUGGGAAAAGAUUCGCUCAGUCAUCCACCCUACUGAGUCAUCAGCGUGUUCACACUGGGGAGAGGCCAUUCACUUGCUCAGUCUGUGGGAAGGGAUUCUCUCACUCAUCCACCCUACAGAGACACCAGCGAGUUCACACUGGGGAGAGACCAUUCACCUGCUCAGUCUGUGGGAAGGGAUUCACUCAGUCAUCCAUCCUACGGAGUCAUCAGCGAGUUCACACUGGGGAGAAGCCAUUUACCUGCUCAGUCUGUGGGAAGGGAUUCACUCAGUUAUCCAGCCUGCAGAGUCAUCAGCGAUUUCACACUGGGGAGAAGCCAUUCACCUGCUCAGUCUGUUGGAAGGGAUUUACUCGGUCAUCCAUCCUACAGAGUCAUCAGCGAGUUCACACUGGGGAGAAGCCGUUCACCUGCUCAGUCUGUAUGAAGGGAUUCACUCAGUUAUCCAGCCUACAGAGUCAUCAGCGAGUUCACACUGGGGAGAAGCCAUUCACCUGCUCAGACUGUGGGAAGAGUUUCACUCGGUCAUCCCAACUACUGGCACACCAGUCAGUUCAUACUGGGGAGAAGCCAUACACCUGCGCAGUCUGUGGGAAGGGAUUCUCUGAGUCAUCCAGAUUACUGAGUCAUCAGCGAGUUCAUACUGGGGAGAAGCCAUUCACCUGCUCAGACUGUGGGAAGGGAUUCACUCAGUCAUCCAAUCUACAGAAUCAUCAGCGAGUUCACACUGGGGAGAAGCCAUUCACCUGCUCAGUCUGUGGAAAGGGAUUCACUCGGUCAUCCCACCUACAGAAUCAUCAGCGAGUUCACACUGGGGAGAAGCCAUUCAUCUGCUCAGAAUGCGGGAAGGGAUUCACUCAGUCAUCCACCCUACUGAGUCACCAGCGAGUUCACACUGGGGAGAAGCCAUUCACCUGCUCAGUCUGUGGGAAGGGAUUCACUCGUUCAUCCACCCUACAGAGUCAUCAGCGAGUUCACACUGGGGAGAAGCCGUUCAGCUGCUCAGUCUGUGGGAAGGGAUUCACUCAGUCAUCACAACUACUGGCACACCAGUCAGUUCACAGUGGCGACUGGCCGUUGUUAUGAAUCCCUGGGUUUCGUUUGCUGUGGACUGUUAUUUUAAGAGAGAGAGAGAUUAGGAUGCCGAUUCAGUCUGACUUGCAGCUUGUUUUCAUUGCUUGCAGCUUGUUUAAUUUUAACCGAGGACACAGACACUCAGAGUCAGACGGAGACAAAGGAGGAAAAAUGGAAGGAUCGAAACCAGGGAACUAGUGGCCAAGGGUCACUGUUUGGAACUUUCCUAUGCCCAUAAGGAUGGGUUAAUUAUUGAUUCACCGUACAUCGAAUGUGUGGUUGUCACCUCAUUUGAUCCUUAAGAGUGGAUCGGAUUUGGCGCAUCCUGUGGAGACCACUUAUGUAUUAACCCUUGCCUGGCUGUGGUGUGGUAGUUCACGAAGACGAUACUGCUUGUGACAAGUCACUUUCGAUGAUAAUUUGUAUGUGGAUUUGGAAUGAUGAUGUACAAAAUCUCCAGCAACUGUUCUCUCGUUUUACCACCGUGGAACCUGUGCAAUUCUACAUAUUUGACUUCUCUCGCCAUUUACCCUGGAUUAUAAGUCUCUCUCUCUCAUCGCCUAUUCUGUAGUUGAACUGAACUUUAAUACUUUACCAUCUCAAGACUGUAAGCCUUGUUUCCCCCGAGCUCAAUAGUUUGGGAGUUAUAUUUACACACAU